UUUUAAUACGCCACAGCGGUGGCGCAGCCCAUUUCCGCACCAUAGAAAAAGGAGUGUAGUAUUUUUAGGAAAGGAAAUAAAUCCUCGUCAGCGCGGCUUCGAUGAACAAAAAAUAAAAGGGAUACCCAAUGGCUCCCCAGUUGGUCCUCUUUUCACCCAAAAAUCCAAAAUCCUAGGGUUUCAACUGCGGCCGGCAAAUCAUUUCUUCCCUUAAUCGAUUCCUGUCACUCUCUCGGGGUCUUGUAGGACUCUGAUCUCCUUCAUCGGGGAAUCGAGCUUAGCGCUGCAUCUUAAGCUUCGCCAAUUGGAAUGGCGGGCUCUACUUCACUGCUCAUUGGUCAGCUUACCAUUGAUCUUCCGAUUGAUGUACCUGAAGGAAAAACUGUAGAAUCAGUUACUGAAUCUUUGAAGGAAGAAUUUGCUUCUAAACGUGCUGAUUAUGUAAAGAAAAGGAGAGAAGAGAAUGCACAAAAGUUGUAUGAUGUGACGAAUAAUCAUUUUAAGUUGUCAACAGAAAGAAAAAAUCUUAUAGUUCAUGGUGCGGAUGUUAGCAUUGAUCUUCUGUCUAAGAGACAGCAUGAUGCAAUUAAUAUGCAAAUUGGGAUUGGUUCCAGCAAUGGAGAUAAUGAUAGCAAUAGUUGUGAAGAUGAUGGAUAUGCCUCUUCUGAAAUUCUUCCAGGAUCUAGCAUUGCCGUCAAUAAUGCUGGAUGUCCCAUUAUACUUCCUAAAGUGGAAAGACUGCCUCGAUAUACUACAUGGGUAUUUUUGGAUAGAAAUCAGGGGAUGCCCGUGGGUCAAUCAGUGGUUGGUCGUAGUAGAAUUUAUUAUGACCAGAAUAGUGGAGAAGCUCUAAUUUGCAGUGAUAGUGAGGAAGAAUUACUUGAAGACAAACAAGAAAAGAGGGAGUUUGUAGAGUCCGAAGAUGUUAUGCUGUGUUCAACUAUCCAACAAAUUGGCCUGUCCGAUACAGUGUUAGAAUUGCUAGGGCAGUUCUUGUCUAGAAAACCCAGUGAAGUCAAGGCAAGAUAUGAAGAUCUUGUUAAGGACAAAAAUGAAUUCUCCUCAAAGAGUGAGAACAUCCAAGGGACUCCAAAUUCAUUUCUUGACGAAGAUCUUGAUGCUGCUCUAGAUUCUUUUGACAGCCUAUUCUGUCGUCGAUGCCUUGUUUUUGAUUGUAAAUCACAUGGAUGUUCGAAGGACCUGAUUUUUCCGGCUGAAAAACAAUUGCCAUGGUGCCCUCCCGACGUGGAUAAGGAGCCCUGUUGUCCCAAUUGCUAUCGCCUGAAGGAAAGUGCAGCUGGAUUGACUUCCCCUCAGUUUGCUAAUCAUGGAGAAAACCAUGUCCAACCAUCUGAUAUUGCUAAUAAUACUCAGGUGCCUGGUACGGAGCAUUUAUCAAGGACAUUACAUUCUUGCGAAAGCAAAAGUGUUUCAUCGAAUGCGAAGAAUAUCUCUGAAAAUAUCGAUUCAGAGCUUAGGCUGUUAUGUGACAUCACUACUGUUCAGCGUUCUGCUUCUCCAUCUAACAGAAAAUCUGAUAGUAAAGUGGGGAAAACCAAAUCAAAAUGCAAGAGAAUAGCUGAAAAUGUUCUAGUUGCCACUAAAGAGCGGCGAAUAAAUAUGAUGGCUGUGGAGUCUGGCUAUAUAGCUUCUGGUAGUCUAGUGUCCAAAGACUUGAAUCUCCAGUCUAAUUCACAUAAGGAUGUCAAAGAUGUUAGUUCAUGUUCACAAAAAACACAACAAUCUCAGUGUGAUAGAAGGUCUAGGAGGGAAGUCUCUCCAGUAUUGCACAGUAAAAAUUCUUUGCAAGGUGAGGGUUUCGGUUGCCAAUAUAAAGAGGCUGCCAGUGAUAAAAAUGGGAUGAAUUAUGCCUGCAUUCAAGAUAUAGAUGGUGACAAACCAUGGAGACCACUUGAAAAGGCUCUCUUUGAAAAAGGUCUUGAAAUGUUUGGUCGGAGCAGCUGUAUGAUUGCUCGAAAUCUGCUGAAUGGUUUAAAAACUUGUUGGGAGGUGUUCCAGUAUAUGAACAAUUCCGAGAAUAAGCUAUCACUAAUAAGUGAUGGGGUGAAUGGAAUGUUUCAAGGCUCUUUUAAGGGUGAUGGCCAUACAGUCAUGGGUAAUCAACCACGGAGAAGAUCUAGAUUGUUACAUAGAAGAGGUAGAGUUCGCCGCUUAAAAUACACAGGGAAAUCAGCUGGAUAUAAUGCACUUAGGAAAAGAAUAUCUGAGAGGAAAGACCAGCUUUGCCGUCACUAUAAUCCAUGUAAUUGUCAAGCACCUUGUGGAAAAGAGUGUCCUUGUAUCGUAAAUGGGACCCUCUGUGAAAAAUAUUGUGGAUGCAAGAGUAUCAAGAAUUGCAAGAAUCACUUUCGUGGUUGUUUUUGCAUAAAAGGUCAGUGUAGAAGUAGACAAUGCCCUUGCUUUGCUGUAGACAGGGAAUGCGAUCCUGAUGUUUGCCGGAAUUGUUGGAUCAGCUGUGGUGACGGGACUCUCGAUAUUCCUCCACAAAGAGGUGACAAUAAUGAAUGCGGUAACAUGAAGCUUCUUCUCAAACAACAUCAAAGGGUUCUUCUUGGACGGUCUGAUGUUUCUGGAUGGGGUGCUUUCUUGAAGAAUAGUGUUGAAAAGAACGAAUACCUUGGGGAAUAUACCGGUGAAGUAAUCUCACACCAUGAAGCUGAUAGGCGUGGAAAGAUUUAUGAUCUUAGAAAUUCUUCUUUUCUCUUCAAUUUGAAUGACCAGUUUGUGCUUGAUGCUUAUCGGAAGGGUGACAAGUUGAAGUUCGCAAAUCAUUCUCCUGAUCCAAAUUGCUACCCCAAGGUUAUUAUGGCUGGUGGAGAUCACAGAGUUGGUAUAUUUGCCAAGAAAAAAAUUUGUGCUGGAGAGGAACUCUUCUAUGAUUAUUGUUAUGCGCCAGAUACACCACAUGUCUGGGCAAGAAAGCCUGAGGCACCCACUACAAGAAAGUUCUUCUUGGAAGAUCUAUGUGUCUGGCUGGGGUGCUUUCUUGUAGAAUGGUGUUGGAAAGCGCGAGAACCUUGGGGAGUAUACUGGUGAAAUAAUCUCACACCAUGAAGCUGAUAAACGUGGAAUAAUUUAUGGAUCGUGAAAAUUCUUCAUUUCUCUUCAAUUUAAAGGAUCAGUUUGUACAUGAUGCUUAUUGGUGGAAGGGUGACAAGUUGAAGUUUGCAAACCAGUCCCGUGAUCCAAGUUGCUACCCCAAGGUUAUUAUGGCGGCUGGUAUCACAGAGUUGGUAUAUUUACCAAAGAAAGAGUUUGUGCAGGAGAAGAAACUCUUCUAUGAUUACCAUUAUCAGCCAGAUACAACACCUGCCUGGGAUAGAAGAGGAGCUCUUCUAUGAUUAUCAUUAUCAUCUGUUUCUAGGAAAGAGUUGACUGUUCCUUCAAGUGCCUUGCUUUUUUAUUGGCUCAUUCUUCUUCCAACAUUGACCACCUGAUUGACCUUGUGAUCCAUUCUUUUUAGGGACUUUUGUUGUUGUUAUGCGCAAAUCACUUGGUUCAAACUCCGACAAAUGGACAGAAGACUAGACAAUGAUUCUAAUCCAUAUCUUACACAGGGAGCUAAAAGGAGAAGCCAGAACUAUCCCACUUUCCAUCUUUCCAGACAGCACAAACUUUUAGUUUAUCCUCCCCUUCAUUCAGGAGGCCAUGGAGGAUGCCUCUAAUGGUGUCAUGGUUGGAAACCCAUUUUAUCAUGCAAAAGGUUGACAUUGUUGCCAUUAAGAACAGACCACAUAUGCGCUCCUAAACUAUCCUUCCAACCAUUGUCAAACUUAUUUGAAAAAAAUAUAUUUAUAAUUAGUCAUUUGAUUUUUCAUAUUGUAAUUUUUUAAAUUAUAAAAUACAACUCAUCCUGUUUCAAUUUGUUUAUCUUAUUUUUUAAAAAAAUUAUUUAAAAUAAAA
Messenger RNA from Solanum dulcamara, 3924 nucleotides. RefSeq names its product histone-lysine N-methyltransferase CLF-like. Gene Ontology annotation, cellular component: PcG protein complex. NCBI's taxonomy places the organism in Eukaryota, Viridiplantae, Streptophyta, Magnoliopsida, Solanales, Solanaceae. The coding region runs from base 310 to 3057 and encodes 915 amino acids. The transcript has 22 exons. Gene Ontology annotation, biological process: chromatin remodeling. Gene Ontology annotation, molecular function: protein binding; histone methyltransferase activity. The record is from RefSeq and is a predicted model, not a curated record.